CUUCACUCUCCUUUCCUUUAUACCUUCCCCUUCCUCCUCUUCUUCUUCCAAGUCUCAUCUCAUUCUCUUCUCGUCUCCCUCACUCUCAAACAGACAAAACACACAGAUAGUCAUGGCUAGAUUCUUGAUCUUGUUCGCUCUUUGUGUCCUUCCUGCUCUCGUGAGCGCCUCUCGCCCCGUCAAGAAUCCCUUCGUCGUCGUCGGCAAGGUUUUCUGUGAUACCUGUCGCUGUGGCUUCGAAACCUCUGCUACUACUUACAUUCAUGGGGCAAAGGUUAGGGUGGAAUGCAAGGACAGGGAAACACUUAAGGUCGCGUACCAUGUCGAUGGUGUGACAGAUACUACUGGAACUUACAGGAUCACAGUUGCAGAUGAUCACGAGGACGAGCUCUGUGAGUCGGUUCUCAUUAGUAGCCCUCAGACCGACUGCACAGCCAAGACACCAGGGCGUGACAGGUCUCGUGUUAUCCUCACCAACAACAAUGGAAUCAUCUCCAACAUCCGUAACGCCAACGCCAUGGGAUUCACGAAGGAUACUGCUCUCUCUGGUUGUACCCAACUCCUCAAGCAAUACCAGGAAUAUGACGAGUAGGCGACGAACUUAAGCUUCAAAUUUCCUUUUUUCUUUCUAUAGUUGUUAUGGUAUUGUUCAUCUUAGACGCUGUUCAUCUUCUAGUGGACUACCUGUGAUAAAUUAUAAAUGGUUUUCACAUUCUUUGUGACUUCAUUAUCAAAUUUAGCUUGUUAAUGAUAACUGUUGUUUCCGUCGUC
This is a messenger RNA of Macadamia integrifolia, 771 nucleotides long. RefSeq names its product pollen-specific protein C13-like. The transcript is spliced from 2 exons. The coding region runs from base 113 to 592 and encodes 159 amino acids. Lineage: Eukaryota; Viridiplantae; Streptophyta; Magnoliopsida; Proteales; Proteaceae. The record is from RefSeq and is a predicted model, not a curated record.